UGGCUGGCAAUGGUCGACCAAAUAGCAAAGUCAACUUCAAAAGUGUUGGCUUGAAGACUGCUGUUGAACUACUACGGCUCCACCUCCACCUUCAAUUACAUAAUUACCAUAUUCCUUGACAACAUAAGACUAUCUCUUGGAGUCUUGGUUUAGAUUUGAACUCUGGUGCAAUUGGGAAUUCCUUAUCAAGACCUGGGGUAGGAUACUAUGCUAACCCCUAAAGGUGUAGUGAUUUUUGACACCCCCUUUAUGAUUGGCCAAUUUUAUUUCCAAUCAUUGGCAAGUAUUAAUUAAACUGGUUUUUUAAUUUUUUUUAAUCUUGUAAUUUGGGGUCUCUCACCACAUUGGAAAAGAGAAAGAAUCUGGGGAAAAACGAAAUCACCCCCAUUAAUUACAUAAUUAAUUACACGUACCACUCCACUGGUACACGUACCACUCCACUGGUACACGUACCACUGGAGACGAGCCGAUGCUGUCUGCGGCGGAUCACGGCGAGUUCUCGUGGUUUGGGGAGAUGGAGACGUCGUCGUCAGCGAUUCUGGAUAGCCCGAUAUUCUCGGGGAGGGGAGGACAGCUGGCGGAUGACGUGGGCGGGGAUUUGUUUCUGCCGAUGAGGGAGGAGGACGAGUCGUUGUUCGCCGAUCUGGGGGAGUUGCCGGAGUGCACGGCGGUGUUCAGGCACCACCGUGGAUUGGGGAUGGAGGUCCAGAUCUGCUGAUCGUAAUCACUGACGUGGUGACGGCCACUUUUUUUUUUUUUUAAUUUUCAAUUUUUAUUUUGUUUGAUUGGAUCGUCGUCAUCAAUCGCGAGGGGAAGGUGGGGAGGGAGGAUUAUUAAAAAAAUAUUCAAAGGUGUGCGUAUCGUGCGCCAUAAGAAAAGAGAAAAAAAAAGCUUAAAAUAUAAUAAUAUAAAAAUAGUAUUUUUCUUUUGAGGGACGGGCGUACAAUUAUUAAUUAUCAUUUUUUCGUAUUUUUGUAAUUUCGUAUUCUCUUCUUUUUUUUCUUUUUUCGUUUUUAUUUGAGCAAUUUUCAUAUUUUGCCUUGAUUUCAGUGUAGUUGUAGUAGAGAACUGAAUAAAAACGACGGAAGAAAAGAAAAGAGCCCACUUAUCCGAUGUGUCAUGAUCGUUUUUGUAAUUAACCAUCCUUCAACUUGGUUGCCGUCUCCAUCGGAUUAUGUAUUGCCCUUCACUUUUAUACCGGUGUAAAUACUUGACUUGUAGACAGCUCAAUUAUUGGGGAUUGUCAUGCUAAUGUUUUGUGUUUUUCUCUUGUUUUUCGGUUGUGUUAAUCGAACUUUCUACAUAUCAAUUUUAUGCGUAGUAGUACGAAAAAUGUCAAUAACAUGAUUCGCAUAUUUUGUGGGGUGUGUGGAUACCCGCCGGUCUACUUUGGCCUGGUGUGUUUAGUAUGUUAAUGCUUUCAUAUCUUGGUGUGUCCAAUUUAUGAGACGAACUGCAGUAGCGACAGCCUCAGGCCAAAAACGACCAGGAACUCGAGAUGCAAGAAGAAGAGCUCGAGUAAGUUCUACACAUGACGGUGUUUGCGUUCGACGAGACCAUUUUGUCGAGACACACCAGGACAAGACAUUUGACUUAAAAUACCAAGAGACCGAUAUACAUCAUGAAAAGGAAAGGAACUAAAUUCACCAACAAGAUCAGAAUGGAUGAUUUUAACUGUUUGACCAAAUUGAGUCUGGAUCAUUUGAAGGAAUUCACUAGCAACAGCAUGAAGAUCAUACUUCAAUCGCAGGAAAUAAAUCUAGGUAAAUCGUGUGGCAUGCAUGAAAUCAAGGUUCAAGAAGGCGCUAGGCGUAAGGCGAGCGUUGAGGCUUUGUCUAGAGCCUAGCUCGCCUAGGCGUAGACUAAGCGUGCCUAGGCGUUGGAAGAAAAAUAACUAUUCGCACUACAUGAUGAAUGAAAUAGUAAUCUAUAACACUUCCUCACUUCAGUUAAGAUAUUUAAUAACUUACUUAACACUUAAUGACAAAGAGCAUAAUCAUGAAUUCAUGGAAUCAUAUAUAGCUCAAUUGCUCAUAAAGUUCUUGAGCUAUUGAUAAUAUUAAUAUAGAAAAUUGAUUUCG
Messenger RNA from Linum trigynum, 2081 nucleotides. The record is from the annotation of a GenBank genome assembly. NCBI's taxonomy places the organism in Eukaryota, Viridiplantae, Streptophyta, Magnoliopsida, Malpighiales, Linaceae.